Messenger RNA from Drosophila simulans, 506 nucleotides. RefSeq names its product 60S ribosomal protein L37a (gene RpL37A). NCBI's taxonomy places the organism in Eukaryota, Metazoa, Arthropoda, Insecta, Diptera, Drosophilidae. Gene Ontology annotation, cellular component: ribosome. Gene Ontology annotation, biological process: translation. The transcript is spliced from 4 exons. The record is from RefSeq and is a predicted model, not a curated record. The coding region runs from base 78 to 356 and encodes 92 amino acids. Gene Ontology annotation, molecular function: structural constituent of ribosome.
CUUUUCGAUUUUUCGUUUCCGGCGUAAUACUGCUGGCGAAUCUUUCCCGUGUUUAACACACCGACAACAACAGCAAAAUGGCCAAGCGCACCAAGAAGGUUGGAAUCGUUGGUAAAUAUGGUACCCGUUAUGGUGCCUCCCUGCGUAAGAUGGUCAAGAAGAUGGAAAUCACCCAGCACAGCAAGUACACUUGCUCCUUCUGCGGCAAGGACUCCAUGAAGCGCGCCGUUGUGGGCAUCUGGUCCUGCAAGCGCUGCAAGCGGACCGUCGCCGGUGGCGCCUGGGUGUACUCCACCACCGCCGCCGCCUCUGUGCGAUCCGCUGUCCGUCGUCUGCGCGAAACCAAGGAACAGUAAACAUAAACGGAUCAUUAAUGAUGGAACCAUCUAUUUGAAUGCUCCGCUAUGCUAGCUCCCGUAGUUUUAAUCUGACAACGCGAUUUUCCUGUGGUUUGCGCCGUGCCGGUCAUGUGAAAAUAAAAAAAAUGUUUUUUACUUUUAACAGUA